This is a messenger RNA of Xenopus tropicalis (tropical clawed frog), 1974 nucleotides long. RefSeq names its product histone deacetylase 8 (gene hdac8). The transcript is spliced from 14 exons. Gene Ontology annotation, cellular component: nucleus; cytoplasm; chromosome. Gene Ontology annotation, molecular function: histone deacetylase activity, hydrolytic mechanism; protein decrotonylase activity; histone deacetylase activity. Lineage: Eukaryota; Metazoa; Chordata; Amphibia; Anura; Pipidae. The record is from RefSeq and is a predicted model, not a curated record. Gene Ontology annotation, biological process: chromatin remodeling. The coding region runs from base 714 to 1730 and encodes 338 amino acids.
ACUUCCGGUCCUGGGCAAAUUGGAGGAGUCGCUGCUUCCGGUUUAUAUUUACAGCGCCGAAUAUGUAGAAUUGUGUGAUAAUGUGCAGAGCAAAGUGCCCCGGCGGGCCAGCAUGGUGCAUUCAUUAAUAGAGGCAUAUGGGCUGCUCAAAGAGAUGGGGUGAGGUCAGAUACUGCCAUUGUGUCAGUCACUCUCAGAAAGAAUUAUGCCCAGAAGGUGCUUGGUGCGGAUGACACCAUGUUGAAUGUUGAUCCAACGGCUGGUAUUUGCCAUUUGCUCUAUGACAGUGCCCCCAGUGGACGUUUUGGGACAAUGACUUAUCUCUCUAAAUCAGUAGCCAUCACCCUGCAGGAGUCCUUACCCCACAGCGGAUGUUCCAUGCAGUGACAUAUACAGUCUGUUUACACUAAAGCUGCUGGUAUCCUGAGAGCCACUGUGAAGGAGUAACCAAAAGUAAUGGAAGGUGCUUGGUGCGGAUGACACCAUGUUGAAUGUUGAUCCAACGGCUGGUAUUUGCCUUUUGCUCUAUGACAGUGCCCCCAGUGGACGUUUUGGGACAAUGACUUAUCUCUCUAAAUCAGUAGCCAUCACCCUGCAGGAGUCCUUACCCCACAGCGGAUGUUCCAUGCAGUGACAUAUACAGUCUGUUUACACUAAAGCUGCUGGUAUCCUGAGAGCCACUGUGAAGGAGUAACCAAAAGUAAUGGGCCAGCAUGGUGCAUUCAUUAAUAGAGGCAUAUGGGCUGCUCAAAGAGAUGAGGGUAGUGAAGCCAAAAGUUGCUUCUAUGGAAGAAAUGGCUGCAUUUCACACUGAUUCAUAUCUCCAGCAUCUACAUAAAGUCAGCGAGGAGGGCGACAAUGAUGAUCCUGAAACCCUUGAAUAUGGACUAGGCUAUGACUGCCCCAUUACUGAAGGAAUAUAUGACUAUGCUGCUGCUGUGGGGGGAGCCACCUUAACUGCUGCUGAACAGCUUAUGGCAGGCAAAACGCGCAUUGCCAUAAACUGGCCUGGUGGUUGGCAUCAUGCAAAGAAAGAUGAAGCUUCUGGAUUCUGUUACCUUAAUGAUGCUGUUCUGGGGAUCUUGAAACUGCGGGAAAAAUUUGACCGGGUGCUGUACGUAGAUAUGGAUUUACAUCAUGGUGAUGGGGUUGAAGACGCUUUUAGUUUCACUUCAAAAGUAAUGACUGUUUCUCUUCAUAAAUUUUCCCCUGGAUUUUUUCCUGGUACCGGUGAUGUAAGUGACAUUGGCCUGGGUAAGGGACGUUACUACAGUGUUAAUGUACCAUUGCAAGAUGGAAUACAGGAUGAAAAAUAUUACCAAAUCUGCGAGGGUGUCCUAAAAGAGGUUUUCACAACAUUUAACCCUGAGGCAGUUGUCCUGCAGUUGGGAGCAGAUACAAUAGCUGGGGAUCCCAUGUGUUCCUUUAACAUGACACCCCAGGGGAUUGGAAAGUGCCUAAAAUAUGUUCUACAGUGGCAGCUUCCAACACUCAUCCUGGGAGGAGGGGGCUACCAUCUCCCAAACACAGCUCGUUGCUGGACAUACUUGACCGCACUUAUAGUUGGCAGAACUUUAUCUUCUGAAAUCCCAGACCACGAGUUCUUCACAGAAUACGGACCUGACUAUGUACUAGAGGUUACACCGAGCUGCCGGCCUGACCGCAAUGACUCUCAGAAGGUUCAGGAAAUCUUACAGUCUAUUAAAGGUCACUUGAAACAAGUGGUUUAGAGUGGCGUUUCCCUACAGACAAUGUUUUCUCCUGUCGUGUCUCAGUCCGCUGAUGCAUACUUUGCACGUAAAGACCAAGUGCAGUGUUGUCUGUGUGUAUAUGAUGCCACAGCGCAACAUGUCCUACUGCAAUCACCCACAUUCCUCUACUGUGUGUCCUGUGUGCUCCAAGAAUAUAUAUUUUUUAACUUGUUGCUUUUAACUGCUAUUUUUAAACGAAUAUUAAACCAUUGUUUAUAAACCA